Fraxinus pennsylvanica is the source of this 528-nucleotide messenger RNA. The record is from the annotation of a GenBank genome assembly. Lineage: Eukaryota; Viridiplantae; Streptophyta; Magnoliopsida; Lamiales; Oleaceae.
AUGAAUAUGUGCUCCAAGUGCCACAAAGACACGAUUAUGAGGCAGAAACACGCUAAACUUGCAAAUUCUUCCAUUGAGGACUUGGUUAAUGGCGUCUCAAGUAGUAUUGUGAAAGAGCCUGUCAUGACUGAUGCAACUGAUGUGCACACUAGAGCAGUGGAGUCGAAGGACGCAUCUAAACACACGUCGUCUGAUUUAUAUUCAGAGCCACCACCACCUCCGGACAAGACGCCACCACAUCUCGCCCUCACGCAGAACACGAUCUCUCUAACUCAUCUCCCUCACGAAGAACACUGUCGUCGCCGCUAUGAAGAGCCACCACCACUGCUGGAUAAGACGCCACCACCUAGCGGCGUCGCUAGCCCGACACUCCGAGACGUCGAACGACCAUUACUACCGCACAAGGGGCCACCGGCGCACGUUGGGUUUCAAUCAAUAGGACCCAUUUUUGAAACGGAAGAUCCUGAAUCGAUUUCUAAUUGGCUGUUUUCGGCUCCAAUCCUACAAUCCUCUCUUUACACUUGUUGA